This is a messenger RNA of Oreochromis aureus, 1782 nucleotides long. RefSeq names its product kelch-like protein 34. The record is from RefSeq and is a predicted model, not a curated record. Bases 1 to 1782 code for a protein of 593 amino acids. Gene Ontology annotation, molecular function: protein binding. The transcript has a single exon. Lineage: Eukaryota; Metazoa; Chordata; Actinopteri; Cichliformes; Cichlidae.
AUGGAUAGCUACUCUGUCCUCUACAGUUCUUCCCACAGAACCGGACUUCUCUCUGGCUUCCAGCGCCUUCGCUCACAGAGGAAGAUGUGUGAUGUUGUCUUGGAGGCUGGCGGGAUAUCUUUUCCCUGUCAUCGCGCCCUUCUAGCCAGCUCCAGUGACUAUUUUUGGGCCCUUUUUGGAGAGACUACUGCAGAGAGAUUAGCAGGCUCCAUUAGCCUCCCAGCACUAACACCAGAGGGCUUAGAUGCCAUUCUGGACUUCCUGUAUUCAGGUUGGCUCAGCAUCUCACCCUCAACACUUCCUGUUGUCCUGGAAACAGGCAGGUACUUGCAGGUGGAAACAGCUGUGGCGAUAUGCGAGCGUUACAUGAUUGAUGGUUUAAAUACCAAGAACUGCUGUGACUAUGCUAACCUGGCUGAGCGCCACGCCCUCUCAAAUGCACUUGAGGCUGCCAAUCAAACCAUUGCCAUGGAGAUGGGCAGCUUGAUACAAGAAAGCAGGGACGAUCUCCUGACGUUGAAUAUCGAAUCACUAUUGGCAGUUCUGGAUGCUGAUGAGAUACCUGGUGUUAAGGAGGUGGAGCUCAUAAAGCUGGUUCUGGAUUGGCUGGAUGAUAAUGGGCCCCUCACACUCCUGAAAUCAAAUCUUUUGUUGAGUCGCCUGCGCUUUGGAUUGGUCCCCCCGUCUGACCUCACAAAUAUCAGCCAUGCCCACAGAGCCAUGGCCACACCUUUAAUAAGGAGUCAGCUGACACGAGCAUUUGAGUACCACAGGCUCAGUUCAACUCAGCCCAUCAGGCAGAGCCGGCAGACGACACUUAGAGCAUCACCCAAUUGUGUGCUUCUUGUGGGUGGCGGGUCCAGCACUGAUUGGCCAGAAAAGCAGGUGUUGGCGUUCGAUCCAAGAAGGAGGAGGUUUUCAUCUUUGACUUGUGUUCUCCCGCUGAGACUAAGAAAUCCCUGCGUGUGCUCAGUGGGAGGUUUCCUCUUUGUGAUCGGGGGAGAUGAAGUGAAAGAGGGAGAUGAAGAUGAGAAAAGGUCUGUUACUGUAGCAACAUCCAAUCAGGUGUGGCGGUACGAUCCUCGUUUUAGUUGCUGGGAGCAGGUGGAGUCCAUGCUGGACAGGAGGGCACAGUUCACCUGCUGCGUGGUGGAGGAUGUUAUUUAUGCUUUGGGUGGACGACACACAAGACCAGACACCAACACACAUGCCUCUGUAGCUUCUGUGGAAUUUUAUGACAUGGCCACAGGAGCAUGGAGGAAAGGGCCACCAAUGCCUCAGACACUUUACGGCCACGCCUCUACCGUGCUUGACAACAGCAUCUAUGUGUCAGGUGGUGUUCCGGGUAACUAUAGUUACACUCAAGAUGAAAGCAGGGAGAGCAGCAGAGAGGUCUUUUUCUGGGAUCCUAAAGGCAGAGUCUGGGAAAAGAGGGCAUCCAUGUCCAUUGCCAGGUUCAGUCAUCGCUUGGCAACUGCUCAUGGCUACAUCUAUGCACUGCUGGGGAUGUACGAACCCUUCUGUGAUAUCGAACGAUACCAUCCGCGGUCAGAUCACUGGAUGCGACUCAAGCCGCUUCUCACUGGCUCCUUCAACUACAGCAUGGUAUCCAUGUCUGGGAAUCUGCUGGUUUUCGGAGGGAGAAGGUGGAGUAAUGGGCAGGAGGUGGUUGUGAAGAGUGUGCUGGAGUAUGAUACAAAGAAAGAUUGCUGGAGAGAGAUCUGCCAGCUUCCCAGACCUCUCACUGGGACUGAGUGUACGCUGCUGCCUCUGCCAGACUAA